This is a messenger RNA of Staurois parvus, 318 nucleotides long. The record is from the annotation of a GenBank genome assembly. NCBI's taxonomy places the organism in Eukaryota, Metazoa, Chordata, Amphibia, Anura, Ranidae.
CUCAAACCUGGUCACUCCGUGGAGGUGGAGGGCUUCAUUCCGUUGGACUGUAAAGAGUUUGUCAUAAACUUGGGAACAUAUGAGAAGAAUUUAGCUCUUCACUUUAACCCUCGAUUUGACAGCUAUGAAGACAAGAAGGUGAUACUCUUGAACUCUAUGAAGGAUGAUGUCUGGGGACAAGAUCUGAGGGAAACCUUCUUCCCUUUCCAGGAGGGGUCAGACACCAUGCCGCUUGAGGUGUUGAAUAUAAGGCUUCGGCGUGUGGUGCCCUUAGUUAAAAUGGCGGCGGGUGGUUCUGCCAGGUGUCUGGCAGUAUAA